CUAGUUCCAGAUCAGUUCUGUUCCUGAUAUAAAAGUACUAGCUCCGUGUUUACUGUGAGACUAAGCACAUAUCUCUCAUCUCUGGGGCUUUGCCAGUUUGAUUAACUCCCAUUUUAAGGAAUCUGAAAGGCUAGCAACCUUUCAGAGUCACACAUUGCGCACAGACCCCACCUGGGGCUCUUGGACCCUGAAAUGUAGAUUUUUUGUUUUUUUUUUUCUGGAUCACCCUAUACUGCCUUCCAGUUAAAGCUAACCUGUCCUGAUGUGGCUGAGCAUAGGUGCUGGGUCGGAUGCUGAAUUUCUCUUGACUUCAGUGAAGCGGGACGGGAUCAAAGCAAUGACUUGCAAGCUCCCUCGAUUUGAAAAAAGUGCCCUCCCACGUGUAUGAAAAUCUCCCAAACCUCAGCCUGGCUUUUGCUCUGCAAACAGAGAUGCAACUCUGUUGCCCAGGGGUGUUUUUCUACCCCACAGAUAUUGAUUCGUCACCUGUUGUGACAGAAUGACCAUGUGUGGUGUGCAGGGUAUGGCACUGGACUAGUAGCCAGGAGAUCCCGUGCUCAAGCCCAGCCCUGUACCUGACUCUCUGUGAUGUCAGACAGGUCCUGGUGCCUCUCUGUAUGCAAUUUCCACAUCAGAAUAUAAGCGAUAAACAGGAUUGGUGAUGUUCAACUCAAUUUCUUUAUUACUGAUAACCAUUUCUCAGAUCAAAUCUCUCUGAACCCUAACAUUAAAAUGCAACAAACAACACGAAACAACACGCGUAUAUUAAAGUGGAACUGCCCUAGGAAGGCCUCUCCCUCGCCACUCUCACCCUCCCUUGUCCCCCACCUGCAAAGCUCCUAGGCAGCCCUGCCCUGUUGCUUCUGAUAAACAGAAGGCAUUCAUCUGCUCCCUCCACCUGCUAAAGUGGAAGCGAGAAUGCAGCCAGUGGAAUGCAGCUUUGGGUUCCAGAAGCUGGGAGCCUGUCACAAAGGUCGCUGCUAUCUGAGACCUGAACACCCAGAAGAUACCCCAGGAGCCCUCAGUUCCAACCAGCUGGCUACCCUAUACCUGACUGCUCACCAUGCAGCCUCAGUCUGUUCUCCACAGCGGCUACUUCCACCCGCUGCUUCGGACCUGGCAGGCAGCCGCCACCACGCUCAAUGCCUCCAACUUCAUCUACCCCAUCUUUGUCACGCCCUGGGCUUGGCCAGGCAAGGGGAACCAGACACUGGACCCUAUCCUCCUCCCAACAUCUCCACUUCCAUAUUCCUUCCCGGCUCCCCUACCAUCCCCCCUAGUUACCCCUUCACCACUGGCCCUUUCCACAGCCACCAAUCCAUAGCCCACCCCCACUCUUGCAGGGAUGUUCCUGAUGAUGUACAGCCUGUUGCCAGCCUUCCGGGAGUAGCCAGGUAUGGUGUGAACCGGCUGGAAGAGAUGCUGAGGCCCCUGGUGGAAGAGGGCCUGCGCUGCGUCCUGGUCUUUGGUGUCCCCAGUAGAGUUCCCAAGGAUGAGCGGGGCUCUGCAGCGGACGCGGAGGACUCCCCGACCGUCGAGGCCGUUCGUCUGCUGCGCAAGACCUUCCCCAGCCUGCUGGUGGCCUGCGACGUCUGCCUGUGCCCCUACACCUCCCACGGCCACUGUGGGCUUCUGAGUGAGAAUGGGGCUUUCCAGGCCAAGGAGAGCCGCCAGCGGCUGGCAGAGGUGGCUCUGGCCUAUGCCAAGGCAGGAUGUCAGGUGGUAGCCCCGUCGGACAUGAUGGAUGGACGCGUGGAAGCCAUCAAGGAGGCUCUGAUGGCACAUGGAUUUGGCAACAGGGUAUCAGUGAUGAGCUACAGUGCCAAAUUCGCUUCCUGCUUCUAUGGCCCUUUCCGGGACGCGGCCCAGUCAAGCCCAGCUUUUGGAGACCGCCGCUGCUACCAGCUGCCACCGGGAGCGCGAGGCCUGGCGCUCCGGGCAGUGGACCGGGAUGUCCGGGAAGGAGCCGACAUGGUCAUGGUGAAGCCGGGAAUGCCCUACCUGGAUAUUGUGCGGGAGGUGAAGAACAAGCACCCAGAGCUCCCCCUCGCCGUGUACCACGUUUCUGGAGAGUUCGCUAUGCUGUGGCACGCAGCCCAGGCAGGAGCGUUUGAUCUCAAGGCCGCUGUUCUGGAGGUCAUGACUGCCUUCCGCAGAGCUGGUGCCGACAUCAUCAUCACCUACUACACACCUCAGCUGUUGCAGUGGCUGAAGGCGUGAUGGAGAGAGUGUGCACGACCCAAGAGCUAGAACUUGACAGAGGCCCCGGGGCCUCGGAGAAGUGAAAACCAAAGUCAAUGCUGCUUUCAGAACUGUGCCCUUGUGCCCUUUUCCUGCCAAAUCUUACCGCUGUCAGCCACAUCGUCAUGGGCUCCACCGAGCUUCUCCCCCACCCGUGUCAGCCCUGAGGCCACCGCGGCCGCUCUAGCUCCUUCCUCUGGUGUCGCUUCCGUUUGAAAGGGAGAGGCGUUUGGAGCACUAGGGGAAGAGGAAGACAGUUGGAUCAUGGAUCCUCAGAAGCUGUGGAAAGACCAAGGCCUCUGGCAGCAUGCCACAUGUGCUGGACCUUGGGCCUGAGGCCUAGAUUGACAUUCCUGAGUUCAGUUCCACAGGAAGGCGAUUCCCACGCAGACCAGUGACUGCCCAGGCUGCCUGCCAUCUGCUGUACUCUGAGCCAUAAACCCCCGACAAGAAUUACUCAUUAACGAGCAGAAGCAUUGCCAGGGGAUCAAAAUUCAGAAGCAAAGAGAAAGUUCCUGAUGGUUGGAGAUGCCGCCAUCGAAAAGGCUUUUUAUUAAAGAGAUAUUUUUUGAGAGUGUGUUUUCUGCGCCCAGACACUGUGCUGGGUACUGAGGAUCUAACCAGACAGCCCUCAGCUUGUCUCUCUGCAUGGAAACUACCCCAAGAGAAUGGGAGAGAUGGGCCACAAGAAAACAAAUAAAGCAGUUACAAAUUCUAA
Molecule: messenger RNA, 2959 nt
Organism: Pipistrellus kuhlii (Kuhl's pipistrelle)
Lineage: Eukaryota; Metazoa; Chordata; Mammalia; Chiroptera; Vespertilionidae
Gene: ALAD
Product: aminolevulinate dehydratase
Exons: 12
Coding region: 919-2220 (433 amino acids)
Biological process (GO): heme biosynthetic process
Cellular component (GO): cytosol
Molecular function (GO): porphobilinogen synthase activity; zinc ion binding
Source: RefSeq, a predicted model, not a curated record